UCACCUUCCAUUUCAUUCUGAGAACUCUCACUUCCUUCCAUAUGGAAAACCACUUCCGCUUCCUCUGAGGAUAAUCCACCUGUCACUUCAAACCCUCCUCCCAUCUCCGGCAAUGGCCGCCGUUACUUCACUCUCCUUUCCGGCGAUCGGCCAAUCACCGGAGAGGAAGGGGUUCAAUGUCUCUUCAUCUCCUUUUGCUUGUCCUUUCUCAUCCACUUCAGAUGUGUUUCGCUUUCGCACCAGCUCCGCCUUCGAUUCUCUCCAUUUCCGCACUUCCCGCGCCCCAGUUCGCUGCAUGUCCGCCGAGGUGCUCACAGCUUCAGAGGUGCCCACCGUGGCAGAGACAAAAAGGAAUUUCUUAAUGUCUUACAGACGGCCGAUUCCGAGUGUGUAUGGUUCUGUGCUACAAGAACUGAUUGUGCAGCAGCAUUUGAUGAGGUACAAGAAAUCGUAUCAGUAUGAUCCCAUUUUUUCCCUCGGGUUUGUUACGGUAUAUGAUCGGCUCAUGGAAGGCUAUCCGACCGAGGAGGACAAAGAGGCUAUUUUCAGAGCUUAUAUCAAGGCAUUGAACGAGGAUCCUGAUCAGUACAGAAUUGAUGCACAAAAGUUAGAAGCGUGGGCGAGCAUCCAGAAUGCCAAUAAUCUUGUUGAGUUUUCAUCAAGGGAAGGAGAGGUUGAAAACAUCCUAAAAGACAUUUCAAAAAGAGCUGCCACAAAGGGCAGUUUUAGCUACAGUCGGUUCUUUGCAAUUGGACUCUUCCGCCUACUUGAGCUAGCAAAUGCAACGGAACCAACCAUCUUAGAGAAGCUUUGUGCUGCCUUGAAUGUGAACAAACAAAGUGUGGACAGGGAUCUUGAUGUUUAUCGCAAUUUACUCUCUAAGCUGGUCCAGGCUAAAGAGCUUAUGAAAGAAUAUGUGACCAGGGAGAAGAAAAAAAGGGAAGAAAGGGAAAGCCAGAAGCCUAAUGAAGCUGUAAAAAAAUGUUUGGGGAUAUACCCGAUUGCAGGCUGGUAAUUCAAAUCUCCUCUUGCGCCCCGGUUUGGACAUCAUUGACAUUCUCCUCCUGCUAACAAAAAAACACUGUUUAUCAAUGUUGUAUUAUGCUGUAAUAGAGUUUCCAUCUCCCAAAGCUCAGGCAACUUGCAAAUCUGCAUCAGUUUUUUUUUUAAAGCACAAUUCUGGAUAUUGUUUCAAAGAUGUGAUUGGAGAUUUAUCCCUCCUGUGUUAAUUGUUCCCCAUAUAAUGGUUACUAAUAUGCUCUUCUUGAAUAGCAUAAUACUUUUGUUCAAGGAAGUAAGAAACUCUCUUUGUUUGG
Messenger RNA from Cuscuta campestris, 1316 nucleotides. The record is from the annotation of a GenBank genome assembly. NCBI's taxonomy places the organism in Eukaryota, Viridiplantae, Streptophyta, Magnoliopsida, Solanales, Convolvulaceae.